AACAAAUCCGCGGUUUCGUCAAUCCCAAGACAAAUCUUGCCGCCUCUUGACAAGCACCAAUUAUAGAAUCUGAGGGUCGUGUAUGAUUCCCGGUCCAAACUCUGAAGAGACUUGGAGACACGGCAGGGCAAUCUUCCGGCUGGACGGCCUCCGCGACCUCCGGGCGGGAUGGGAUUGAAAGAUGUACCGCGCCGGGCCCCGUGCUGUUCGGUGUUUUGGCGUGCUUCUCCCCGGGGCGUGGUCCCCCUCAGCUGUACCGGUCGGGCGGCAGGGAGUCCCCCGGGCAGGCGGAAGACCGACCAGUUCACGAAGAACCGAUUUCCUCAAGACCCAUCAAGACAAACCCCAGCUCCGAUCGACCAACGAACCUCAGUCAUGGCAUCCCGCCCAGUCGUCAACGUCCGCUCAACAUCCGGUCAAUCCUCGAGCACCAUCCCCCUUCCCGCAGUCUUCACUGCCCCCAUCAGGAACGAUGUCGUUCAGGAUAUCCACAAGAACUUGGCCAAGAACAAACGUCAAGCUUACGCCGUUUCCUCCAAGGCCGGUGAACAAACUUCCGCCGAGUCAUGGGGAACUGGUCGUGCAGUAGCCCGUAUCCCUCGUGUUGGAGGUGGUGGUACUCACCGUUCCGGUCAAGCCGCCUUCGGUAACAUGUGUCGGGGUGGACGCAUGUUCGCUCCCACCAAGAUCUGGAGGAAGUGGCACGUCAAGACCAACUUGAAGCAGCGCCGUUACGCCAUCGUUUCGGCGAUCGCUGCCACUGCAGUCCCUUCAUUGGUCCUUGCCCGUGGUCACCGAAUCGAGAAGAUUGCCGAGGUUCCUCUCGUCGUAGCCGACGAGGUCGAAUCGAUCUCCAAGACCAAGGAGGCCGUCGCCAUCUUGAAGACGCUCAAGGCCCACUCGGAUGUUGUCAAGGUCUCGAACUCUCGCAAGACCCGUGCCGGUAAAGGAAAGAUGCGUGGACGCCGAUACCGUCAGCGUCGUGGUCCCCUCGUCAUCUACAAUGAGGACAAGGGUAUCGUCCGCGCUUUCCGAAACAUUCCUGGUGUCGAGCUGGUCUGUGUUCACCGUUUGAACCUUCUUCAACUCGCCCCCGGAGGACACAUCGGUCGUUUCUGCAUCUGGACCCAAGGUGCAUUUGCCCAAUUGGACGAGCUUUACGGCACUUACGACAAGCCUGCUACCUUGAAGAAAGACUUCUCAUUGCCCGUUUCCAAGGUCAGCAACGCCGAUAUCACCCGAGUCAUCAACAGCGAUGAAAUCCAAUCGGUCCUCAGACCAGCUGGUCCUUCUCGAGUCAAACGACCUUUCACCCAAAAGAAGAACCCAUUGAAGAACCGAGCCCUUCUCUUCCGUCUCAACCCAUACGCCAAGGUGUUGAUCCGAAACGAAACGCUCAAGCAGGCCAAGAACUUGAAGGCCAAGGCUGCUGCCGAGGCCAAGAAGGGUACCAAGAAGAUGGUCCCUGCUGGCGAGAAGUUCUUGUCCACUCUUCAAGCCCCUUGAUUGUCUCCAACCCCCUCGUCCAUCUCUCAAUUGUACCCCCUCGCCAGUAAUCAUCUUGGACGUUAAUGCAUGAUCAUUUCCGUCCAAUCGGUGUCUGCCUUUACUGGUCUAACAUUGAGACCCUGGGGUUGUGUUCCCUUUUAUGCAAGUCCUCCUCAUCAAUCUAUGGUGUUGAAACACUCCGAGUUAAAUUUUUUGAACUUGAAAUGUUUCCUUAUGCAAUGCAUUCUAAGAACUGAAGCAAAUGCUGCUCCAGAUCAUGCAAACC
Puccinia graminis f. sp. tritici CRL 75-36-700-3 is the source of this 1774-nucleotide messenger RNA. RefSeq names its product 60S ribosomal protein L4. Gene Ontology annotation, molecular function: RNA binding; structural constituent of ribosome. The record is from RefSeq and is a predicted model, not a curated record. Gene Ontology annotation, biological process: translation. The coding region runs from base 169 to 1506 and encodes 445 amino acids. Gene Ontology annotation, cellular component: ribosome; cytosolic large ribosomal subunit. The transcript has 6 exons. Lineage: Eukaryota; Fungi; Basidiomycota; Pucciniomycetes; Pucciniales; Pucciniaceae.